This is a messenger RNA of Symphalangus syndactylus (siamang), 5221 nucleotides long. It is a transcript of the gene ZFP41, whose product is annotated as ZFP41 zinc finger protein. The record is from RefSeq and is a predicted model, not a curated record. Gene Ontology annotation, molecular function: DNA-binding transcription factor activity, RNA polymerase II-specific; RNA polymerase II cis-regulatory region sequence-specific DNA binding. Lineage: Eukaryota; Metazoa; Chordata; Mammalia; Primates; Hylobatidae. Gene Ontology annotation, biological process: regulation of transcription by RNA polymerase II.
AUGGAGAAGCCUGCAGGCAGAAAAAAGAAGACGCCCACCCCAAGGGAGGAGGCAGAUGUGCAGAAGAGCGCGCUCAGAGAGGAGAAGGUGUCCGGGGACAGAAAGCCACCUGAGAGGCCCAUUGUGCCCAGGAAGCCCCCCACACAGCCCUGCCUGAGUCCUGAAGACGAAGAGCACAUCUUUGAUGCCUUCGACGCUUCAUUUAAAGAUGACUUUGAGGUUCCCGUGUUCAUUCCUUUUCAGAGGAAGAAACUGUAUGAGUGCAGUGAGUGUGGGUGGAUCUUUAAGCACAAGACCCACAUUCGCCAUCAGAGGGUCCACACCGGAGAGAAGCCCUUCAAGUGUGCACAGUGCGGGAAGGCCUUCCGGCACAGCUCUGACGUCACCAAACACCAGAGGACUCACACGGGGGAGAGGCCCUUCAAAUGCGGAGAGUGCGGGAAAGCCUUUAACUGCGGCUGCAAUCUCCUGAAACAUCAGAAGACGCACACCAGGGAGAAGCCCUACGAAUGCACGGACUGUGGGAAAGCCUUUGCCUACAGCUCCUGUCUCCUCCGCCAUCGGAAACGCCACCCUCGGAAGAAGCCCUGAGCUGGGGCCGUCUGCGGACUCGGGCCCUGCAGUGCAAGCCUCGCCGGACACCUGUUCCGUGGCUCCCUCGUGUUCAGUGUCUGAUGGGGGCACAGGGCCGUGUGCACUGUGUUCCGUGCCCUGGGGACCCCCGGAAAAUCAGCCCAGUCAGAUAUGAGAACGUGCCAAGGAGUGAGAGACCUUCCCACUGCAGAGAAUCUCUUUGAUCAAGACACUGCAGCAAUGUAGAAGCCACCAGAGGCUCCUUGCAGCCAUGGACUAUUUUCCCAGUUCCUUGAUGGCUCACAGGGCUCAGCACCAGAGACCAGGGUGUAUUCACUGCCAUCCAUUGGAUGUGUUUGGGUCACCUCAGAGCACCCAGCGGGAGAGGCUCCUGGUGUGGUGGGCAGCCCAGCACUUCCCGCUGACACCUGCCUGUGACACCUGCUUAAGCCUUUCAUCUGCCGCUGAAGGUCCCAGUCUGGACUCUCUGCCCUCUGGGUCCCCGAGCUCUGCAGCGAGCCCUGGGACCACUCGUCCCUGCCCAGCCAGCUUCAGUGCCUGGGGCCUCUGUGCCCCAACUGUGCUUGGUCCUCUGGCUUCUCUCCUCCUGCUGGAGCACCAGUCCCUGAGCUCAGACCCCCGUUCCCGGUACUGGGCCACACCACGCGCCGUCUUGGCCCAGCCUUCCUUCCAGGGAGGCGGCCUGACUUAACCUGGAUGGACUUGGGACAAAGGUUCUUCAGGACCUUGGACACCACCACCUGCUGAGCUUCCCGCCUCAGCCACGCGGUGGGGCCCCUGGGGUGCCCUCGGCAGCUUCAGUCCAGCCUGCAUCUGCCUCUCGGCCUUCUAACAUGGGCGGUGGGCCCCAGCCCCACAGACCAGCCCAGCAUUCAGGGCCAAUAGGAUGGACCCCCAGGUGUGGAAUGACAUCUCACCAAACGCCAGCCCCAGGUCAUGCCCACGGAGACACCUGCAGAAGCGCGGCUGGCAGGACCGCCUCGGCCUCUCUAGCAGCAGGCAGGCUAGUAAAGCAGAUCACCCCCAAAGCAGGAAGGUCUAGAUGAAAUAUGCAUACGAAGCAACCUCAAAACUAACAAAAAAGAUUCGCACAUUCCUCAGUUAGAGAAGAAGCAGAGAUAAAGAAAAGGAGAAGAAAAGCGCUGGAAAGAGAAGAAAAGGAACCUCCUUCUGUGCAGCAGGCUCCUGGCCCAGGGAGGGUGGUGUGCAGCAGAGUGCGUGCAGGGAAGCACCCUGUGAAGUCAUGCAGUGAAGCACCCUGUGAAGUUGUGCGGGGAAGCACCCUCUGAAGUCAUGCAGUGAAGCACCCUGUGAAGUCGUGCGGGGAAGCACCCUCUGAAGUCGUGCGGGGAAGCACCCUCUGAAGUCGUGCGGGGAAGCACCCUCUGAAGUCGUGCAGUGAAGCACCCUCUGAAGUCGUGCGGGGAAGCACCCUGUGAAGUCGUGCAGUGAAGCACCCUCUGAAGUCGUGCGGGGAAGCACCCUGUGAAGUCGUGCAGUGAAGCACCCUCUGAAGUCGUGCGGGGAAGCACCCUCUGAAGUCGUGCAGUGAAGCACCCUGUGAAGUCGUGCAGGGAAGCACCCUCUGAAGUCGUGCAGUGAAGCACCCUGUGAAGUCGUGCGGGGAAGCACCCUCUGAAGUCGUGCGGGGAAGCACCCUCUGAAGUCGUGCAGUGAAGCACCCUCUGAAGUCGUGCGGGGAAGCACCCUGUGAAGUCGUGCGGGGAAGCACCCUCUGAAGUCGUGCGGGGAAGCACCCUGUGAAGUCGUGCGGGGAAGCACCCUGUGAAGUCGUGCGGGGAAGCGCCCUCUGAAGUCGUGCAGUGAAGCACCCUGUGAAGUCGUGCGGGGAAGCACCCUCUGAAGUCGUGCGGGGAAGCACCCUCUGAAGUCGUGCAGUGAAGCACCCUCUGAAGUCGUGUGGGGAAGCACCCUGUGAAGUCGUGCAGUGAAGCACCCUGUGAAGUCGUGCGGGGAAGCACCCUGUGAAGUCGUGCGGGGAAGCACCCUCUGAAGUCGUGCAGGGAAGCACCCUGUGAAGUCGUGCAGGGAAGCACCCUGUGAAGUGCGGGGAAGCACCCUCUGAAGUCGUGCAGGGAAGCACCCUCUGAAGUCGUGCAGGGAAGCACCCUGUGAAGUCGUGCGGGGAAGCACCCUCUCAAAUCGUGCGGGGAAGCACCCUGUGAAGUGCGGGGAAGCACCCUCUGAAGUAGUGCGGGGAAGCACCCUCUGAAGUCGUGCGGGGAAGCACCUUCUGAAAUGUCUAGAAAUAGCUCCCAGGCUUUCACUUGGUUCCCAAACUUCUUCAAAGGUGAAAGCCAUCGCAGUGGGCAACUUUACACCAGUGACCCCAGUGUUCACUGUCCUCAGGCCACUGCAGAGCCACCCUAGUGGGGCAGUGGGCGUGGAGCGGGGGCUCCUGACUCCGGUGAGGCCACCCUGGAGGGGAGUCCCAGGAAUCAGCCUGAUGUUCAGAACCUUCCUGGCAUCCCAGAAGUGUACUGGGGGAGACGUGAGGACCUUUCAGCCAAGUGUCAGCGUUCUCAUUGCAGGAGAACAUUAAAGCCACAACCCAGAAACUUCUCAGGAGCAUGGCACACCCACACCAGCCCCAGGCUCCGCCUGGACAGCACCUCCUGGGCCUCCCUGACCAGCAGGCACCAUCCCUCCAGCCUCUCUUGGCCACCCGGACGAGCGGGCACCACCCUCCCAGCCUCACGCGGCCACCCUGACCAGCAGGCACCAUCCUUCCAGCCUUGCUCAGCCACCCUGACCCAGAGGGCUGCCUUGACCAGCGGGCACCGUCCUCCCAGCCCCACUCAGCUGCCCUGACCAGCAGGCACCAUCCUCCCAGCCUCACUCGGCCAGCCGAGCUCUGUGGGCCUCAGAGUGCAGAGAACCUCGAAUGUUGUGACUUUGCUCUGCUGCAGGGACCUGCCAUGGAGUGUCCCUUGUGCGAGCAUUUUGAGAGCUAUGCCGGCAUCCGUCCCCGCAGGCCCCAUCCCUGAGCCAUUUCUCAGGAGAGCAGGAAGGGAGCAGGGGGAGGGGCGCUCCCAGCCAGCCCCGGGACCAGAGGUCUGGGGGCACAGCCGGCCAGCCCUCCUCGUCUGGGCCUCUGUUUCCUCUUUGACACAGGGAAGCAGGUAGGGGCCAAUCAGCAACUUAGGCCUGUUGGCUGUGGUGGGGUCCACCUGCGUUUCUGGGGAGCCCACGGACCCUGGGGUGUACCUGGGUUUCAUUCCCAGUGACCUCUCCUAUUGGUCCCCAUUUGGGCACUGAGAUGUGAUCGUUUCUUUCCUGUGAAUGAGCUGACAUAAAAACGUGCUGUGGAGGAAGAUGGGUAGGCCUUGGGGGCAGCGAGCGGCGCCUCUGCACCGGGAGAAAGGCGGUGUCCCCAGAGCUGAGGCGGUGGUGGGCAGGGCUCCUGUGCAGCCGGAGCAGGGCAGGGUGUCUCUGAGGUCAGUGAGGAACAGCUGAGGCCCAGGGACGCCGGGAGGAUGGGGUGAACUCCUGGAUGAUGGGGUGAACUCCAGGAUGGGACCAGCAGGGAGCCUCAUGCUUACAGAGCCUGGUGUCCGCACUCUCCUGGUUUCCUCCGCAGACCUAGCCACGUGGUCAGGGAGCCCGGGCCGAGCAGACGGCCCCCACCUUGACAGAAUCCCGAGAGUCGUGCGUGGCGGUGGGGGCUACUUCACAGCCGAGACUGGGCCUAACGCUGGUGUCCCGCAGUCACCCCUGCAGGCGGCUCAGGGCAGGGCUCCGGCCUGACGGGGGUUCCUGCACACGCCUCUGAGCCGGCAGCCCCUACCCGCACCCCUGCACCUUCCAUGCCCAUCUCCGGCAGCCCCUACCUGCACCCCUGCACCUCCCACGCCCGUCUCCGGCAGCCCCUGCCCACACCUGCACCCCUGCACCUCCCACGCCCGUCUCCGGCAGCCCCUGCCCACACCUGCACCCCUGCACCUCCCACGCCCGUCUCCGGCAGCCCCUGCCCGCACCCGCAUCCCUGCACCUCCCAUGCCCGUCUCCAGCAGCCACUACCCGCACCCGCACCCCUGCACCUUCCACGCCCGUCUUGCCCUGGGGCCCAGGUGCAGGUUUGUGAGGAGGGCAGCACCGUGCUCCCGUGGCCACCGCUCAACCAAGUGGAUUCAGCGAGGGUUUUCAGUGUUUGCGCCUGUGUCCCUGUGUGCUUGUUUCCUGGUGAGGCUGGACGCCUGGCAUGUCCGAACACUCACAUUCCCCAGGCAUGCAUGUGCAGCUGCCGCCACCCAUGUACUGUGGCACUGACCCCUCCUGUAACAGCUGUGGUCUUGGCCUCUCGUGUUGGUGGCAGAUGUCCCAUUUCCCACUGUUACUUUCUGUUGUCCAAAAUUUAACUGUCCUGCCAGGCAAAGCUGCUGAGCAUUACUCUGAUAGACCAUCAGUCCUUGGUAAGUGUCCUGUGCAUCUGGGAUAAGCAUCCGUUUGUUUUCAGCUGCGCUUUCUGUGACUUGCUCUGCAUGUGUCCUCGGUCCACGUGGGCCGCUGCGCUGGUUCCGAGCCUGCCCGACACGCUCGCUGCGACGCCUCCUUUCCCUGUUGCUUGCUGGCUUCUGUGUUCUGUGCAGUAAACAUUGAUUUCUGA